ACCACACAAAUAUCUUUUAAAAAAAUUUAGACCACAAAUUUAAAAAAAAAAAAAAAAACUUUUCUUUAUUAAACUUUAUGUCAACUCAAAUGCCACAUAAAUUGUGACGGAGCUGAGUACAUUAUUUCUCUUGUUGCUCCGUGAACGUAAAAGGAAAUAAACUAAAGAAAAAAUAAAAAUCUCUGCCCUGUAAAUUAUCAAAAAGGAAAUAUUCGAAAAGUGACCAUAAUGGGACCUCGAAUUGGGUAUUGCUAAAAAGGCAUUUGGAUUUGGAUUGCUGCAGAGGUUGACUCAUGAUCAUGACUAAAACAACUAAAAAAAACUGCUGCUUUAUACUUAAACCAUAAUUCUGGAGAAAACCUAUUCUGAAAGAUUUGGACAUUGAGAAAAAUUGGGAGGGCAAAUUGUAGAAUGGGAAAUGAAAAUACAUAGUGGAAGCAAAGAAUGAAGAGGAAGGAAUAGUGUUUCUUCUCUUGCAAAAAUGCUAUCCCAUUCUUGUGGCUGUUUCGGAACCUGGAAGUCAUUUUCGCGAAGAGUACAUAUGAAUAUGAUGGAAAUCCAUGUUGUAGAGUCUGCAGCAAGGAAGAUGGAAGAAUGUAGGAUUUGCCAUGAUGCUGAUGAAGAUUCUAAUAUGGAGAUUCCCUGUUCUUGCCGUGGAACCCUCCAGUAUGCACAUCGCAAAUGUGUACAGAGGUGGUGCAAUGAGAAGGGGGACACCAUCUGUGAAAUCUGCCGCCAGAAUUUUAAGCCAGAUUAUACAGCACCAGCUCCUCUUUUUUGCGGAUUUCCAACGAACAUGAGAGGAAACUGGGAUAUUUCCAUGGGUGUGGUUGAUUAUCCUCAUUUUGCUGCAUUGGUUUCUGCAGACCACAAUUUUAUGGAUUAUGACUCAGAUGAGUAUUCAGCAUUUUAUCCCAGAAGUUUGAUAUGCUGCCGUAUUGUUGCCAUAACUUUUGUGCUUCUACUGAUGUUGCGUACAAUGCUGCCAAUAAUAUUUGGUGUUGCUGGAGAUAACUCGGUAACAUUGGUCAUGUUGUAUGUGUUGAAAAUCAUUGGAAUCCUACUGGCAAUCUAUGUAUUGGUGAAAGCUUUAAUUGCUGUUCGACGCCGAAGGCAUCAACAGGAUCUUCAUCACUCUCAGAUUGUCUCGUCGGAUGAAGAAUAUGAAUUACCAUUACAACAGCUUCGGCACUCUCAGAUUGUCCCAUUGAAUGAUGAGAAUGAACUACCACUACAUCCACCUCAGCCACAUAUUAUACAUGUCUAAUGAACCCUUAGCUUAAAAGACUAUUAUCUCAACACCAUUGAGAAGCUGCAGGUGGUGGUCCUCCGUAAAUGUCAUCAGCUCACUGCUCCAUGAUUGAGUAUUCUUCUGUUGCGAUUCAACCAAAAGAUGGUUGAGUUGUUGCCAGUCAGAUUAAGCAAAGCUGCAAAAAAGAAAUCACAUGCUCUCGCAUAGCAGUGUCUGCUUUCGAGAAGUUUCUAGCUCGCUUUAAAUAUCUGGUACUCCAUCCAACAUCAGAUUCACUGUAAUAAUACUAGAAAGAGACCUGUAGAAUAUAGCAGAAAAACAAAUGAUAUCACAGCAUCGUCAAAUUUACAAUACAUCCCUAUGUACGGGCGUGAAUAAUUCCCAGUUCCGCAUUGUACGAAGAAAGCCAAGCUCAGGCAUAACUUAUCAUGUUGGAAUCUUAGCAAGACUCAUUUUCAAAUGAAUUUUAUGACAUUUAAAUUGGUUUACAACAUUGAAGCAUAUUAACUACUACAGUAGUAAGUAUAUAUCCGAUGCGACUAAUCAUUCCGGAGAGAAUAAAGGGAAAUACUUAUAUACAUGUGUUCGACUAAAAAGUACAUGUUUUAUUCGUUUGGUUUAAUCUGGUGAAUGCAAUCAUUUUAGUAAGACAGAUACACUUAAAAAAAAUCGACGCCUGACUCAUGAAAAAACAUUUUUGGGAAGUUGAAUCAAGGUUGAGUAUCAGCAUUGUAAUUAUACUCAGCAACAUCCAGAAAGAAUUACGUUAAGGAUAAUGUUGACCUCA
Molecule: messenger RNA, 2039 nt
Organism: Lycium barbarum (goji berry)
Lineage: Eukaryota; Viridiplantae; Streptophyta; Magnoliopsida; Solanales; Solanaceae
Exons: 9
Coding region: 482-1267 (261 amino acids)
Biological process (GO): protein ubiquitination
Cellular component (GO): membrane
Molecular function (GO): zinc ion binding; ubiquitin-protein transferase activity
Source: RefSeq, a predicted model, not a curated record